Pelodiscus sinensis (Chinese soft-shelled turtle) is the source of this 4710-nucleotide messenger RNA. The record is from RefSeq and is a predicted model, not a curated record. Lineage: Eukaryota; Metazoa; Chordata; Testudines; Trionychidae.
GUGGUCUGCAGUGUGCCAACCAGCAUUUGAACGGAAAUGUCAUUGUGUCCAAAUGCUUGUAGCCAUAUUUGAUGAACAAGAUCCACACCAUGGUGGUGAUGGCACCAGCGCUAGCUCAACAGGUACUCAAAGUCCAGAGAUUUUUGGCAGUGAACUUGGCUCCAAUUCUGUGUCAGCCUUUCAGCCUUAUCAAGCAACAAGUGAAAUUGAAGUCACACCUUCAGUUCUUCGGGCUAAUAUGCCACUUCAUGUACGGCGUAGCAGUGACCCCGCAUUGAUUGGCCUUUCAACUUCUGUAAGCGAUACUAAUUUUUCUUCAGAAGAACCUUCCCGAAAAAACCCCUCAAGAUGGUCCACAACAGCAGGCUUCCUCAAGCAAAAUACUCCUGGGAUGCCCAGUAGUCAUGACAGAAAGGAUGAAGAUGGGACGGAGGAGGACAAUAGCAGAGUUGAACCAGUUGGACACGCAGACAGUGGUUUGGAGAGCACAACUAAUUUUUCCUUAGAUGAUAUGGUGAAACUCGUAGAAGUCUCCAAUGAUGGCGGGCCUUUGGGAAUCCAUGUAGUGCCUUUCAGUGCCCGAGGCGGAAGAACCCUGGGAUUAUUAGUAAAACGACUAGAGAAAGGUGGAAAAGCUGAACAAGAAAACCUUUUUCAUGAGAAUGAUUGUAUUGUCAGGAUUAACGAUGGAGACCUUCGGAAUAGGAGAUUUGAACAAGCACAGCAUAUGUUUCGUCAAGCCAUGCGUUCGCCAAUCAUUUGGUUCCAUGUGGUUCCUGCAUCAAAUAAAGAGCAGUAUGAACAAUUAUCCCAAAGUGAGAAGAACAUGUACUAUUCCAACCGGUUUAGCCCUGAUUCUCAGUAUAUCGACAACAAGAGUAUUAACAAUGCUGGACUUCACACAUUACAAAGAAUAUCUAGAAUGAGUAACCAGACAGAUCAAACAGACUCUUACUCACAGCUACCUCAUACUGUGAAUUCAUCAGGGAAACCACCAUCUGGCCUGGCUCCAUCACCUCAAAAAGUUCUUACCUCCAAUGCUAACAGUGGUUAUAACACCAAAAAGAUAGGGAAGAGACUUAAUAUACAACUGAGAAAAGGUACAGAAGGCUUGGGAUUUAGCAUCACUUCAAGAGAUGUGCCAAUUGGUGGCUCAGCUCCAAUUUAUGUGAAAAACAUCCUUCCAAGAGGUGCAGCUAUUCAAGAUGGGAGAUUAAAGGCUGGAGACCGACUUAUUGAGGUAAAUGGAGUUGAUUUAACAGGCAAAACUCAGGAGGAAGCUGUCUCCCUGCUGAGAAGCACCAAGAUGGGAGGGACUGUGAGCCUUUUGAUUUUCCGUCAGGAAGAAACAUUCCAUCCAAGGGAACUGAAUGCAGAACAAAGCCAGUCACAAAUUCCAAAGGAAACGAAAUCAGAGGAAGAAGAUCUUGUUCUUACACCUGAUGGCACCAGGGAAUUUCUGACAUUUGAAGUUCCACUUAAUGAUUCUGGAUCAGCUGGUCUUGGUGUCAGUGUGAAAGGUAACCGGUCAAAAGAAAACCAUGCAGAUUUGGGAAUCUUUGUCAAGUCCAUUAUUAACGGAGGAGCAGCAUCCAAGGAUGGCAGGCUUAGAGUGAAUGAUCAGCUAAUAGCAGUAAAUGGAGAAUCAUUAUUAGGCAAAACAAACCAAGAUGCUAUGGAAACCCUAAGAAGGUCCAUGUCUACAGAAGGAAACAAACGAGGAAUGAUUCAGCUUAUUGUAGCUAGACGAAUAAGUAAAUGCAAUGAGUUGGAGUCACCUGGAAGUCCCCCUGGGCCAGAACUGCCUAUAGACACCAUACUUGAUGACAGGGAACGUAGAAUUUCCCAUUCACUAUACAGUGGGAUCGAGGGACUCACCGAGUCACCCACAAGGACUGCAGCACUAAGUAGGAUAAUGGGUAAAUACCAGCUGUCUCCAACAGUGAACAUGCCACAAGAUGAUACUGUUAUUAUUGAAGAUGAUAGACUGCCAGUACUUCCUCCUCAUCUUUCUGACCAGUCAUCUUCCAGCUCCCAUGAUGAUGUAGGAUUUGGAACAGCAGAUGUUGGUGCAUGGGCUAAAGCCACAAUUAAUGAAUCUACAGACUGCACUCUUAGUCCAGAUGUUGAUCCAGUGCUUGCCUUCCAGCGAGAGGGUUUUGGACGCCAGAGCAUGUCAGAAAAACGCACAAAACAAUACUCAGAUGCCAGUCAAUUGGAGUUUGUUAAAACACGAAAAUCUAAAAGCAUGGAUUUAGUAGCUGACGAAACUAAGCUCAGUACAGUGGAUGACCAGAAAACAGGUUCCCCAACAAGAGACGUGGGUCCUUCAUUAGGACUGAAGAAAUCCAGUUCAUUAGAAAGUCUACAGACAGCUGUUGCUGAAGUGACUUUGAAUGGUGACAUUCCUUUCCAUCGUCCACGGCCACGAAUAAUCCGAGGACGAGGUUGCAAUGAAAGCUUCAGAGCUGCAAUUGACAAAUCAUAUGAUAAACCUGUUGCAGAUGACGACGAUGAAGGCAUGGAGACCUUGGAGGAAGACACAGAGGAAAGUUCAAGAUCAGGCAGAGAAUCUGUGUCCACAGCAAGUGACCAGCCAUCCCACUCAUUGGAGAGACAGAUGAAUGGAAGCCAAGAUAAAGGGGACAGGAAAAAAGCGGGAAAGGACAAGAAGAAAGACCGUGAUAAAGAGAAGGAUAAAAUUAAGGCAAAGAAAGGAAUGCUCAAAGGCUUAGGAGACAUGUUCAGGUUUGGCAAACAUCGCAAAGAUGACAAGAUUGAGAAAUCUGGUAAAAUAAAAGUUCAGGAAGCCCUUACUUCAGAAGAGGAGAGAAUACGAAUGAAGCAAGAACAGGAGAGAAUUCAAGCCAAAACUCGGGAAUUUCGAGAGCGACAAGCUCGUGAACGUGACUAUGCUGAGAUACAAGAUUUUAACCGGACAUUUGGAUGUGAGGCUGACUCAAUGUAUGCUGGAAAUGCUUCAUAUGACUCUUCCACAAAUAGUGGCACAAUGACUUUGAACGCCAGGCCCCAGAGCCCCAGAGAAGGACAGACAGUUGAAGCGUUGUAUGCCCAAGUGAAAAAACCAAGAAAUUCAAAGUCUUCACCUGUAGACAGCAACAGAUCAACUCCUAGCAAUCAUGAUCGGAUACAGCGUCUGAGGCACGAAUUUCAGCAAGCAAAGCAAGAUGAAGAUGUGGAAGACCGCAGACGUACCUAUAGUUUUGAACAACCAUGGCCAAACUCCAAGACAUAUUCACAAAGUGGCAGACACUCUGUAUCUGUAGAAGUUCAAAUGCAGCGGCAACGACAAGAAGAAAGAGAGAGUUUCCAACAAGCUCAGCGCCAGUAUAGUUCAUUACCCAGGCAGAGUAGAAAAAAUGCAAGUUCUAUAUCUCAAGAUUCCUGGGAACAGAGCUACUCUCCUGGUGAAGGGUUCCAGACUGCAAAGGAAAACCCCAGGUAUUCCAGCUAUCAGGGAUCAAGAAAUGGCUACAUGGGAGGCCAUGGUUUCAAUGCCAGGGUAAUGCUGGAAACACAAGAACUGCUCCGUCAAGAACAGAGGCGGAAAGAGCAACAGCUGAAAAAAAAAAUGUCUUCUGAAGGGACGAACAACUAUGACUCAUAUAAGAAACUUCAGGACCCUAAUUAUGUCCCUCUGAAAGGUCCUUUCAGGCAAGAUGUGCCACCUUCUCCAUCUCAGGUAGCCAGGCUGAACAGAUUACAAACUCCAGAAAAGGGAAGGCCAUUUUAUUCUUGAGUUGAAGAAAAAGAUGAGCAACAUAUCAUGCAAUAAGGAACAUUUCCAUAAAAAGACUUGUAUUUCAAAAAACUGUUUAAACUGAUGGUACUAAGGAAUAUGUCUGUUGUCUGUUUCAGUGCCUUUAGCAAUCGGGGCAAAGAAUUAAUAGGCCUUAAGUCUUUGCCAUUCUGUCCCAAGUGUUAUUUUCAUGGAAGGCUUUUCUAUCAUUUGACAAUCAUACUAUAGGUAAGCAAUGUGUUGGUUACCAAACAUUCUAGCUGUCAGUGGCUUAUUAUUCAGAUUUGCUCUAAUGUGGUCUACUUUGCGACAAAUUAUUGCACCAACAUACAGCAUUGUGGCAUAAAUUAAUGAAUUUGAAGGUGAAGAAGGCAUUGACACAUCUCUAUUAUUUCUCAUGGGGUAGGGACCGGGAUACAUAUCACUCUUGAGUGGUUAGGGCUUAAGUCCACUCAAGAUCAUGUUCUAAGUUGUUUUAUGGUGGAGUCAUUUACAGUCUUUGUUGAUCAAUAUUUAAUUGUCUAUAUGCUAAAAAAAUGUUUUUCUCCUGUUAUGCGCACAUUCUCUUUCUCUGAGCUCAUAUAAAAAAUCUUUAUCCUGAUUCAUAAGCAAAACAAUAUUAUGGCUUUCAGUUAACCUGGGAAUCCUGUUACAGUGUCUUAUAUCUUAACAUGUAGUACUUUACCCGUGAAAUAACUAAAGAGAGGGUAUUACAUUUAUAAAUUAAACCCCAGUCCAGACAAGGACAACUAUAUUUGUUCUUUUGUGAAAUAUGAGGAAUCGUGGAAAAAUGUAAGGCUAAAUAGUGGUUUGAUUUCCUUAACAAUUUAUUGGGUCAUGUGAAAAUUUUAUCUAAGAAAAGAAUUAGGGAAGAAUUACCCUGACAAUCAUCAUAUAUAUGAUUACAAUGAACUUAUCUAUAUUAUGGCAGGGUUGGGAGGAGGGCUUAA